AUGUCAUCUUUGUUUGGAACUGCUUAUAAUCGUGCCGCUACCAUGCCAAAUGCAGUGUCUGCUUUCUCAAAAACCGGAAUUUGCCCACUGAAUCCCAAUAUUUUUACAGAUGUUGAUUUUGCACCAUCACAGACUACUGAAAUAUUAUUUGUACCAACAACAAAUGAAAGUUCUCAGGAUGCAUUGCCUCGAGUAAAACUUCCGGCCCCGCAAGCAGGAACAUCUAUAGAAGGACAAACGUUUUCAAAUUCUAUUAGUCUUGUAUCACCGAAAGAUAUCAUGCCAAUUCCUCAUUUUAAAAAGAACAUGUGUCCAUCGUUACGUCGAAGAAAAACCGCAAUUUUGACUGAUUCGCCGUAUAAGAAUGAACUGGCUAAAAAAGCUACGCCGUCAGUAAGUAAAAUAAAAUUUAAAAGCAAAGGUAAGGGUAUCGGGAAAAAAGCGAAUAAAGAAAACUGUGAAGAGGAUUCGAAGUGUUUGUUUUGUGGUGAAAAGUAUAGUCAAACUAAGUCCACAGAUGAAUGGUACCAAUGCACCGCUUGUCUUAAAUGGGCUCAUGAAAGUUGCAUUGGUUGUUCUGAGCAAGAGUUAUUAUUUUUUGUAUGCAAAAACUGCGAAUAA
Messenger RNA from Parnassius mnemosyne (clouded apollo), 621 nucleotides. The record is from the annotation of a GenBank genome assembly. NCBI's taxonomy places the organism in Eukaryota, Metazoa, Arthropoda, Insecta, Lepidoptera, Papilionidae.